This is a messenger RNA of Rhineura floridana, 1610 nucleotides long. RefSeq names its product mitochondrial matrix import factor 23 (gene MIX23). The transcript has 5 exons. The record is from RefSeq and is a predicted model, not a curated record. Gene Ontology annotation, cellular component: mitochondrion; mitochondrial intermembrane space. The coding region runs from base 205 to 591 and encodes 128 amino acids. NCBI's taxonomy places the organism in Eukaryota, Metazoa, Chordata, Lepidosauria, Squamata, Rhineuridae.
GCGGCUCUGCGGAGCUUUCUCUCGAUGGUGGCUCUUGCUGUUGCGGCGGCCCUCGCCCUCGGAGCUGCCUCCGCUCCUCCUUUCAGUUUGGAGGUCGCGGGACGGAAGGACCGACUCGUCCGCCUGGAGCAGCGCCCCCCCCCCACACGUUCUCCAUUCUCUCCCUGUUACCAGACGCAGAGGGGGUGACGAAGGGCAGUACUCAUGGAGUUGCUCAGGGUGAUGAGAACCAUUGAUGACAGAAUAGUCCAUGAAUUAAACACCACUCUUCCAACAGCUUCUUUUGCGGGAAAAAUUGAUGCUAGCCAAAAAUGUAAAGAACUUCAUCAGUCGCUGACAGAGGCUCAUGAAAGUAGAGACAGAAUAAUCAAAAGCUGUAUUGCCCAAACUUCUAAUGUAGUAAAAACACUACAGGAAGAGAGGAAGAAGUCUCUGGAGGACAUAGCAUUGUUAAAAAGGCUCAGGAAAGAGCAGACAAAGCUGAAAUUAAUGCAGUCAGAGUUGAACGUUGAAGAAGUGGUAAAUGAUAGAAGCUGGAAGGUAUUUAAUGAACGCUGCAGAGCUCAUUAUAAGCCUCCGAAGAGUCAAUGAUGCCAGUGAGGGGAUGCCUUCCCCUGAAAGUGGACUUCAGUCAUGCAAAUAAGAGAAGAAACAUGAAGCAAGCUGCAUGGGACCUUUUAAAGAAAUUGGAUCUGGGGGGUUCAACCCAAUGAAUCACUUUGCUAAUUAAGAUAAACCAACCGCUAUUUUGUAUGGAAAAAACAUUUUUUAUUAAAAAAAAUCCAGAUGCAAUGUGAUGUCAGCAUUUUAACUUCAGCUUUUCCAGAUCUACAAAUAUCCUUUAGACAGGAAGAGAGAAUGAAUAAUGCUUCCAUCACUCCUUGGACCAGAAAGUUUCACUUUUUUAUUAUUAUUUUGGACUGAAUUUGGGCUGUGUAACCUGGCCCAGUUUUAAAAUCAGCAUGAUUCUUAAAAGAUGUCUGCUAUGAUACAACUGGAAUGCUAACAGAUAAUAGUUGGUACAAACUGAGGAUUUAUCAUUUAACUACAUGGUUCUGUAAACAAAGCAUCCGAUUUUGACUGGCAGUGUAGUUAAAUUUAAAUAGUAGACUCUAGUUGCAGUCUGGAAUAUCAGAUGAUGCAGUUAUAAAUUUCUUUACAUUGGACUUGUGGCAUAUGGAUGGUGACAUCUACAUCUUUUUGACUUGGAUACUAAAAGAAUUUGAGAGUGGAAUAUAUUAAACUCAUUAUUUGUUACAUGAAACAAAUAGCAAUUGCUUCUCAUCAAUUUCACUGAUUAAAUGUCAAUGUAGACAGACCUAUAAUUGAAUUCACUUCAUAUCAUGUUACCUAUAAGUCUAUUUUUGAAGUGGCCUGGCAGUGAAUGAAUUGUAGUGGCACACCAUGAUUAGUCUCCUGCAGAUUUAUUGAUAACUAUGUAAUACUGAUAAUAAUAGCAUAAUUUUUCCCAAUAUCGUUUGGCAUCCCAACACAGUUUCUUGAUAUCGUCCCAUUGAUUCAGUUCUAGAAGAGUCACAGUUCUAAGUUGUGGGAGAAAAAAAUAGGGGUAUAUGCAUUAAAUUGAACUUGAGAGAAUUAGAGAUGUGAAG